Messenger RNA from Columba livia (rock pigeon), 4797 nucleotides. It is a transcript of the gene PSD2, whose product is annotated as pleckstrin and Sec7 domain containing 2. Gene Ontology annotation, biological process: regulation of ARF protein signal transduction. The transcript has 17 exons. Lineage: Eukaryota; Metazoa; Chordata; Aves; Columbiformes; Columbidae. The coding region runs from base 727 to 3234 and encodes 835 amino acids. Gene Ontology annotation, molecular function: guanyl-nucleotide exchange factor activity; protein binding; phospholipid binding. The record is from RefSeq and is a predicted model, not a curated record.
CAGCGCUGCAGCUGUGCCCCGGGGUGCAGGGGGGACCCAUUGGGCACAUCCCUAGCGUGGGACCCGAUGACCGGGCGGGCCUAGUGCUGCCAGUGUGAGUAUGUGGGGGGUAGCGCCCCUCGUCCCCCCCCCGCCAAAUCUCCGCAUGCUCCUGCCCCACGCACCCCGCCGGAGCCGUGUGCAGCACGGGCUGUGACCGCCAGGGGGCAGCAGAGAGCGCCGCUCCGACUGGCGCCUCCGCGGCCUUUGGCGCCCCCUGGCGGCCGCAGUUCGCCCUCCGCUCGGGAGCGGGGCCGGUUCCGGUCCCGGGGUUCCCGGGGGAUGCACCGAGCGGAGCGGAGCGGCUGCCCCAUGGCCGCACGCGUGUCCUGGGGGCCGGAGCCCGGGGCGGCGAGGACGCAGGAGCGGAGACUGGCAGGGCGCGGCGGUGCAGGUCCUCCUUUAGAAGCUGUAUCUGAGGGUCCUCGGGAGUCAGAGACAGCAAACACUUCAGUCGCUCUGCCUGUUCUUUGCCAUCCGUGCUGCUGCCACCUCUCCAGAAGGACACCUCGUCUUUGUCAAUGGCAGGGAUCGUGCACAUGUCGGAAGUGCCUGACUGCGCCUAGUGCAAUAGGUGCGGGGAUGCUGCUCGCUCCGUGACAGCAGGGGAUGCACGCUGCACAUGGAAAAAGGUAGUGCCGAGCCUGAGCUGAGGGAGCCCAUAAGCGCUGGGAGAACAAGCAGAAUAUGAGCGAGAACAGCCACUUUCCAUGGUCUGCUGCAGAUUGCUGUGAGCUGCAUUCCUCGGGCUCGCAGCCGGCCAUGCUGGCCUGCGGCGGCGGGGAAGAGCAGCUCAGCCUCCCACAGCCUGCCAGCGGGACAGCCAGCCCCUGGGAUGAUGCUCAGCCCUCGCCAGGAGCCGAGGGGGAGUGCGGGGGCCAAGGGGACGAACAUCUGGAAGCGUCGGCGGAGCCGGGCGAGGCGCAGGGCGCGCGGGGACUGGGCACGGACGCUGCCAGCGAGAGCGGCGGUGAGGACGGGCCGGCUCUGGCGAACAGCACAGACACAGAGCUGGCUGCGGGGCAGGAGCAGACCUUGCCGCAGCAGUGGGACAUCAACGUGCCCAACCAAAGCUGUGUGGACACGGGGGAGAGGGGAUCCCCACGCCAGGAGGUGCCCAGCGAGGCCCUCAGCAAGGAGGGGUGGCACAGCGUCCUGGGCUCCUCAGAAGCUCUAAGUGCCGACGAACCAGAGGAACAGCUUGGGUUUGCUUCUGGAGAUGUCAAGCUGAGCUCCAGUGAGGAUGACAAGGAACAUUUUCAAUUCAAAGACAUCAGGGAUGGGUUCAGCUCAACCUUUGAGAAGAUUGUUGAGUCUGACCUUAUGAAAGGUACAUACUACAGCAGCUUGGACUCUUUGGACGUCCUCUCUCUCACAGAUGAGACAGACAGCUGUGUCAGUUUUGAGGCCCCACUCACCCCAUUGAUCCAGCAAAGGGUCAAGGAAAGCUCAGAACUCUUGGAGCAAAAACUGGUAGCCCAGCAGAGAGAAGCCCUUCACCACAUGGCUGCUGACAAGCAAGAGCAGGCAGCAGCAAAGCCAGCGGAGGGGGAUUUUGGGAGCCCUCUCAGACACUCAAUUACCAGCAGCAGGUCGGAGAAUGUGCUGAGUCGGUUGUCCUUGAAGAGUAUCCCAAAUGGGUUCCAUGUGGAAGGAUCAGAGGAAGAUACCACCAAGAUCAUCAACUCCAUCAGCGAUGCCAGCUUGAAAGACGCACUGUCAGACUCUGACUCUGACAUGGGCAGCACGGAGCAGCUCGACCAGGGCAGUACAGACACCUUGGCCAACGGCUGCAGGGCAGAUAGCGAGGCCGCCAAGAGACUGGCCAAGCGCCUCUACAACCUGGAAGGGUUCAAGCGCUGUGAUGUGGCACGCCAGCUCGGGAAAAAUAACGAAUUUAGCAAGUUGGUAGCAGAGGAGUAUCUCAGCUUCUUUGACUUCACUGGCCUGGCUCUUGACAAAGCACUCAGGACGUUCUUGAAAGCAUUUCCACUGAUGGGAGAGACGCAGGAGCGGGAGCGGGUGCUGAUCCAUUUCUCUCGGCGAUACUGCCAGUGCAACCCAGAAGAGAGCACAUCCGAAGAUGGGAUUCAUACGCUCACCUGUGCCCUGAUGCUGCUAAACACAGACCUUCAUGGCCAUGUGAAUAUUGGCAAAAAGAUGUCGUGUCAACAGUUCAUAGCAAACCUGGAUGGGCUGAAUGAUGGGAAGGACUUUGCAAAGGAUUUGCUGAAGACACUAUAUAACUCCAUCAAGAAUGAGAAGCUGGAAUGGGCCAUUGAUGAGGACGAGUUGAGGAAAUCCCUGUCGGAGCUGGUAGAUGACAAAUUCGGAGCCAGUGCGAAGAAAGUGACAAGGAUUGUUGACAGCAGCAACCCCUUCCUGGACAUCCCCCAAGCACUGAACGCGGUCACCUACAAGCACGGUGUCCUCACGCGCAAAACCCAUGCAGACAUGGAUGGGAAGAGAACUCCCAGAGGAAGAAGAGGUUGGAAGAAAUUUUAUGCUGUGCUUAAAGGGACCGUCCUUUAUUUACAAAAGGAUGAAUAUAAACCUGACAAAGACCUCUCUGAAGUGGAUCUGAAAAAUGCCAUCCGUGUACACCACGCCUUAGCCACAAAAGCCUCUGACUACAGUAAGAAGUCCAACGUGCUCAAGCUGAAGACAGCUGACUGGAGAGUCUUCCUCUUCCAGGCCCCAAGUAAGGAAGAAAUGCUCUCCUGGAUCCUGAGAAUCAACCUUGUUGCUGCCAUUUUCUCUGCCCCAGCCUUCCCAGCUGCAAUCUGCUCCAUGAAGAAGUUCUGCCGCCCGCUCCUGCCUUCAUCCAUGACCAAGCUGUGCCAGGAGGAACAGCUGAGGUCUCAUGAAAAUAAAAUGAAGCAGAUUGCAGAUGAAUUAGCAGAGCAUAAAUUACAUCCUGUAGAGAAGAGCCUCAAGUCAAAAGAGGCUGAGGAAUACAGACUUAAAGAACAUUACCUAAUAUUUGAGAAAAGCCGCUACGAGACAUACAUCAACCUGCUGUGCAUGAAGAUAAAAGUCGGGACAGAUGACCUGGAGCGAAUUGAAACCAGUUUCUUCAAGGUGGAAGCUGAUGACAUUACUUUGCGGAAGACACAUUCGAGCCCUUCCUUGAGCCAAGGGCACAUGUCUAUCAGCUGUAAGACGGAAAAGGACAUUUUAGAGCAGAACACUUAACAAGGAAUAUGCGCAUAAGGGGAUGAACUGUUGAUGUUUUGCGCUCCUGGACUAGAUCAAUGAGCACAAUUUUACCUAGGAAAUUACAUGAACAAAACCGUAGAUGUGUAUGACACGGUGACUGCUCUAGUGAAAGAAAUCAAAGAAGCUUUAGUUGACACUCUCUGGAAAUGCUCUGGCAUUUCAGCAUCAUAGACACGCCAUUUCUUCUUCAUUCCCAACAACACCAGUGGCUUUUCUUUCCCUCCUACUGCAGCCUGCAAAAUAAGGGAAUGUGCUGGUUCUCCAGGUUGCUCUUUUUUCCACCAGCCCUUUGUCUCCUUCUUCUUCUCUCCCUGGAGUCCCCACCAGCUCACGUCCACAGUUCCCAGAAGUGCAGGAAACUCAGCUGAGACAGCGGUCUGUGGCAGCACCAGCACUCCCAGAGAAGGACACAGAGCUGCAGGGAGCACGUCCGUCCCCCGAGAGGAGCACCGGUCAGCACGUCGUGAUAGGAUGGGUGUCACGAGCUCGUCACCGAGAAAAUGAGAGGCGUCUUCAGUGCAGCAUGUGGGAACAUCAUCUGCCCAUGGCAGAAAAGGCUUGAAGUGCCCUCUGUCACCUUAUCCUUUUUAUAUAUAUAUAUAUAUAUAUAUACAUAUGAAUAUAUAUAAAUAAAUAUAUAUAUAUAUAUAAGGAAACUUAAACGUGGGUUUUUAACCUCAGUGCGCAAGUGAAGGCAAGCUGUCUGGGGAAGGCACUAGGGACUGUGGAGGGUCUGACCAGCACGUCAGGAUGAUUUAUAAAACGCAGUAGCCUGCGUUUCAUUUUUUUGUUUGUUUUGCUUUGUUUUUUUCUCUCUCUCUCAUUUUAUUUUACUCCAAUGGAAAUCCCACCAGGCUUUGCUGUGCAACAUCUCUCUCCUGUUCCUGCUUGUUCAGACAAACUGGCCAAGUGGCUGCGUGUUUAGCAUCCCUGGCAUCCGCCACCCUGGGUUCAAGGCACAAUUGGAGCUGUGCUUCAGAUCCGGCUGAACCUUUGUGUGCAGGAGUGAUUCUCCCUGCCCAUCAAUGUUGUACUUCAUUUUGCGACGCAUAUGCUUUUAAGCGGGGAAUUGUGUUUCUGUUCCUUUCUGCUGUCUGUGGUCCAAUGAUUUACUGUUGUGCUAGAAGUGAUUCCUCUACAUUUCAAUGCCGCAACUGUCCUCCCACUCUUUAUUUAUUUAUCUCACUGUUUGGUUUGGUUCUUUAUCUCAGAUUGUUUUUCUUUCCCCCAGGUGCAUUCACAGUAAUCAAGUUCCAGUUUUGAAGGAUCUUGUAGCUGCUAAUUACAGUCAUUUGUGGUUUAUAUUUUGCAGCAUUUUUUUAAACAAACAAAAUAAGAUUUAUUGGGACCUUCGAAGUUUGAGAGCGUAUGGACUACUGUUUUCCAUGAUGGUUCAUGAUACUGAAAACCUCUGUCCAACUUUGUCACCUCUUCUUUUAUCUCUGUUUCUUUGUACAGUUUGAUAGUUUAUUUGAAAUGAUGCACUAAGACUCAUGUAGAAAAGAAUAACAAUAAAGCUGAAUCUGUUGGUAAAGAGAA